CCGGAGGCGCGUCGCGGGCCGAGCGCUGGAAGCUGUGAUCCGGGACCGGGUCCGGGCUCCGCUGCAGCCGCAGCGACCCGACCCCACCGGACAGGCCAGAGGAGCCCAUUUGUGCAGCGCUCACGUUGUUGUAGAAUGCUGUAAACAAUUGUCACAGCUGUUUUUCAAGAAAUAGAAAGAGUUGCAACCUCUUCCUCAUAACAGAACUUUUAUAGUUGCAUUCAAUGCCUAACGUUGCAGAAGCAGAAAGGACAAAUGAUUCUGGAAAUGGUGAGUGCAAAUCUGAGAGACGGUCUCCUGAAGAGAAUCUACAAGGUGCCGUACAACCUUUCUGCACUCGUGCCUCGGGAGAACCCUUGGGUCCCAAAGGAGAUGGUCAUUAUCCAUGGAGCUGUCCAGUGACCCACACUCGGGAGAAAAUUUAUGCCAUCUGUUCAGACUAUGCCUUUCUCAACCAGGCGACCUCAAUCUGCAAAACUCCAAAUCCAACCCGCUCUUCUUGCCUCCCCAAUAGUACCUCUUUAUCUGCUGGAAAUAAUUCCUCAAGAUACAUUGGCAUCCCGACCAGUACAUCGGAAAUCAUCUACAAUGAAGAAAAUAGCUUGGAAAACUUAUCCAACAGCCUGGGCAAGCUACCUCUUGCGUGGGAAAUUGACAAAUCUGAAUUUGAUGGAGUGACCACGAAUUUGAAACACAAAUCAGGCAAUGGAAAGAAGCAAAUUUCCAAGAAAAAAACUUCAGACAAGAAAGGAAGAAGACAUCAAAGGGAGUGGCCUCAGUAUUCUCCUCUUGAAGAUAUUAAGCAGCGGAAAGUAUUAGACCUCAGACGAUGGUACUGCAUAAGCCGACCACAGUAUAAGACUUCUUGUGGUAUCUCCUCAUUAAUUUCUUGUUGGAAUUUCUUAUACAGCACAAUGGGAGCUGGAAAUCUUCCAGCUAUCACCCAAGAAGAAGCUUUACAUAUUUUGGGUUUUCAACCCCCGUUUGAGGAUAUUAGGUUCGGCCCUUUCACUGGAAAUACGACACUUAUGAGAUGGUUUAGACAAAUUAAUGACCACUUCCACGUAAAAGGGUGCUCGUAUGUUCUAUAUAAGCCUCAUGGGAAGAAUAAAACAGCUGGAGAAACUGCUUCCGGGGCCUUGUCGAAAUUAACUCAUGGAUUGAAAGAUGAAUCGUUAGCUUAUAUCUACCAUUGUCAAAAUCAUUAUUUUUGUCCAAUUGGCUUUGAAGCAACCCCUGUUAAAGCUAAUAAAGCAUUCAGGGGCCCCCUCUCACCACAAGAAGUAGAAUAUUGGAUCUUAAUUGGAGAAUCAAGUAGAAAACAUCCUGCUAUUCACUGCAAAAAGUGGGCAGAUAUUGUUACUGAUCUAAACACUCAAAAUCCAGAAUAUCUAGAUAUCCGGCACUUAGAGAGGGGGCUGCAGUAUCGAAAAACGAAGAAGGUUGGAGGAAACCUGCAUUGCAUCAUAGCAUUCCAGAGACUUAACUGGCAAAGAUUUGGCCUUUGGAACUUUCCAUUUGGAACCAUUAGGCAAGAAUCACAACCUUCAACACAUGCCCAGGGAAUUGCCAAAUCUGAGAGUGAGGACAAUAUCUCCAAGAAGCAGCAUGGGCGUCUGGGCCGGUCUUUUAGCGCUAGUUUCCAUCAGGACUUGACAUGGAAAAAGAUGUCAAGUAUCCAUGAGAGAAGGAACAGUGGUUACCAGGGUUACAGUGAUUACGAUGGGAAUGACUGACCAUGCUGCGUACUGACGACUUGUGUUAUUCACGCAGCUGGUCUAUACAGGACUGCAUUAAGGCAGUACAAGAUUUUAAGUCUGUAUUAAAUAGCAACAUAUCUUGUGGUACAACACAUAACCUUGUAGUUUCUCCAGUAAAUAAGCUUGCAUAUGAUUAUGAUGGGUGAUUUCUGGUAUAUAAACAGAUAAGCACAGAGUUUUUUUGUCCUUUUAAAAGUUAAGAGUAUAUAAACAUUCUGGGCAGUUUCACAAAGUCCAAUAAAAUUACACAUAAACAAAUCAAACACAAUUUCACUCAAUAGCAUCACGAUUUGAAAUACUUAAGCAUGAAGUGAUUUCUUAUGACUUGACCCCCAGAUAUUUGUUGCAGUUUUGUUCCCAAGCUCGAAAUGUAAGGUACUAAGUAUCUGCCCAGAAAAAUUGGGGCUGUUGAUUUCUAGUUUUUCUCUAGUGGUUAAAGCUCAUUUAAAAUGACUUAGUCUAGAAAUUCUUUUACUUGUAGUGGUAUCUUGCCUGCCUCAUUUUUUUCCUGAUCAACUUUCUCAGGAUUCUCAAUAAAGAGGCAAAAGAGAAAAGACUCAAGCUACUGAUCUUUUCUAUUGGUGCAGAUGGGUGACUUAGUGCAUCGAUUCAGGUACUCUUGACUUUCUUGGUAUGUUACUGUCAAAUGCUGACAAGAACUUUAGGUCUUGAAAGACUCGUAAGUCUACAAUAAACCUUGCUUUAGGGGUAGAGUAAAAGAACAAGUGGCAUCUGAAGUUUCUAUACACAAGGUAACCUGUGAGAUGAGAUCUGAUAUUUGACUGGUCCCCCAGUAUGGCGUCAUAUGUUGAUAACAGAAUUAAGGACGUGUUAGGAAUGCCCCAUCACUCAGAGGGCAACUAUCCAUAUUCCAGACUCUGAGCUCUUUCCUUUUUAAAACAUGUAGACAAUUAGCUGCUUGAAGUGAGUGUGAAAUAGUUCAGAAAGUGUGGAUUUCAUGUAUUUAAGCUCCUCUCCAGUUGCUGUCAGUUUUUCUUCUGCUGCCAACCUAUGACUCACAAACAACUAGGAUCUCUUGUUCUUUCAUUUCAGGGGCUGUUCUGGGACUCAAAUCAGUAACUUGAUUAUUACAAGGUGCUGAAUAUGUUGGUAACCACAUCGUAAUACACCUCAAGGAGAAGGUUCAGAUUUUUAUUUUUAAAAUAUUUUCAUUUUCUUCUCUUUUGAAUUUUAUAUCCAUUUAUCCACUCAGACAUGCCUAGCCUACAGAAGGGGAUAUAUAUUAUGAAAUGGGCAUUUUUCUGAAGAGAGUAUUUUGCUUGAAAUGCAAAGGACUGAAAGAUUUGUAGGUUGUUGAUUUUGUUACUUCAUACUGGAACUUUUAAGAAGUUUUCAUCAAUAAAGUUUUGUUUUCUACUUUUAA
Lipotes vexillifer (Yangtze River dolphin) is the source of this 3144-nucleotide messenger RNA. It is a transcript of the gene BIVM, whose product is annotated as basic, immunoglobulin-like variable motif containing. Gene Ontology annotation, molecular function: single-stranded DNA binding; DNA endonuclease activity. Gene Ontology annotation, cellular component: nucleus. The record is from RefSeq and is a predicted model, not a curated record. Lineage: Eukaryota; Metazoa; Chordata; Mammalia; Artiodactyla; Lipotidae. The coding region runs from base 225 to 1736 and encodes 503 amino acids. The transcript is spliced from 10 exons.